This is a messenger RNA of Rhinichthys klamathensis goyatoka, 3851 nucleotides long. It is a transcript of the gene mbd1b, whose product is annotated as methyl-CpG binding domain protein 1b. The record is from RefSeq and is a predicted model, not a curated record. The transcript has 17 exons. The coding region runs from base 103 to 3069 and encodes 988 amino acids. NCBI's taxonomy places the organism in Eukaryota, Metazoa, Chordata, Actinopteri, Cypriniformes, Leuciscidae. Gene Ontology annotation, molecular function: DNA binding; zinc ion binding.
CUUCCGGCUUCUCUCCUGUAUCAGUUAUUUAAAAUAUAUCAAUGUGAGGGUUCGUUAAAGGGUUCACAGCUCAAAUAAGCAUAACAGGGAGGCUUUAGUAACAUGGAGACAGAGGAAGUAGCAGCUGAGGCACCCGCAGAACCAACAGCCGAAGUAAAAGAUGCAAAUACAGAGGAAAACAAAGAACCUGUACCCACCGAACCAACAUCCGAAGCAAAAGAUGCAAAUACAGAGGAAAAUAAAGAACCUGUUCCUGCAGAACCAACAUCCGAAGGAAAAGAUGCAAAUACAGAGGAAAAUAAAGAACCUGUUCCUGCAGAACCAACAUCCGAAGGAAAAGAUGCAAAUACAGAGGAAAAUAAAGAACCUGUUCCUGCAGAACCAACAUCCGAAGGAAAAGAUGCAAAUACAGAGGAAAACAAAGAAACUGUACCUGCCGAACCAACAUCCGAAGGAAAAGAUGCAAAUACAGAGGAAAACAAAGAACCUGUUCCUGGAGAACCAACAUCCGAAGGAAAAGAUGCAAAUACAGAGGAAAACAAAGAACCUACGACAAGCACAGACAUUCAGGACCAUGUCACAGAGGAAGCUGUACCUGAAAUAGAAGGUGAAUCUUCCAAAGAUGUCGACAAGCCUCCUUGUGACUGGCUGGAGCCACUCGAAGAAGACUGUGAGGACUUUGAUUCCCAGAGCGUCGAUGGAGAAAUAGAGAGCCUUGCUGGUAGCGAGUGGAGUGGGAGUGUAGUUAGUGUUUUGAAAACUGCUGGAGAAAGAGGUGGCAGAGGUGGUGGGAGACCUAGACGGAGAACACAGUUAGAGAUCGAUGAAGGUUGGGAAGAUUGUCCGCCAUUAGGGAAAGGAUGGAAACGCAAGCAGGUUUUUCGUCGGUCAGGCAACAGUGAAGGACGCAGUGAUACAUACUAUAUAAGUCCAAGAGGUCACAAAGUAAGAAGUAGGGUUGAGCUUAUGAAACAUAUAAACGAUUCUGUGGACCUCACAAAUUUUGAUUUUAAAACGGGCCAAUUUCUUGGUGACGGCCCUCGAAGAAGAAAGAAAAGGAGAGUGGAUUCUCCUAUGGCACACCAUGGUGGCUCUUCUACACCCGGUUUUCCAAAUGAAUUGACGAAUGCAGGUGGCACGGCCUGCAGUCCAGGGUCUUCAGCAAGUCUCAGCUGUGGUACUGUUCCAAAGUUGAGCACAAAUUCCACCCAAAAGGCUGCGAAUACUGUGACCCCACCGAAAUGCAGUACCUUUACUGGUCCUGGGACAAAUACCACUUUACCAAAUGCUGCCGCUCGCCCUCCUGUUGAUCUGGCUGGAUUUGCUCCAAAUCCAACUGUUCCUCCCUUGGCUGGUUCGGUGUCUGCAGAUAUGCCAAUCAAUGGCACCGGUGGAGCUCGACAAAGUUUGUUUGGCAUCUGCCUGAGAUGUAAUAAAACCUUUACUUUUGAAGAGGGACAAACUAUGUGCCAGAACUGCAGGCAAGAGGUUAACGCAUCAAUAGCGAGACGCAGAAAACCCUACAAAAAGUGGAAUCCAUGUGGCCGAUGCCGAGCAUGCCAAACUGCAGUGGACUGUGGAAAAUGUGUUAGUUGCCGAAAUGGUCGACUACGCCUACGACUUAAUAUCCACUCUCGGAAAGUGGUUAAAUGUCGAAAACGGAAGUGUUUGCACCCCAUCCGUAAGGACAAGGGUGUAAAGAUAUCAGAGGUGCAGUUCUCAAAAACUGCUGGAUCACUCAGCACAGCUUCAUAUAUUUCAAAACCCUCAGUCUCAGAGGAAUUUGAGGACUCACAGAGUUCCUAUCUGCAGUACAGUGACUCAGAGGAUCUGUCUAUGUUCUUUGGGGGUAAUGAUGGUGACAAUGGUCUGGAUGAGAUGGGUGUUCCUAAGGUGCGUCGCCGUUCCUGCGGGAAGUGUAAAGGCUGCGUUCGCCGUACAGACUGUGGAAGCUGUGAUUUUUGCAUGGACAAGCCCAAGUUCGGAGGCAGAAAUAAAAAAAGACAGAAAUGCCGUCUACGACAGUGCCAAAGAGAGGCUAUGAAGCAUUUGCUGCCCAUGGAUGAGGCGGAGAUGUUGUUUGCUCAGGGCUGGGUUACCCGCGGUAGGCCACGUUACACGUAUGGACGCGGUAGACCCAGGUCCAAAAAGUUGUGGGAUUUCGAGGUUUCAGAUAAUGAGGCUGAACAGUAUGUGCCAAAGGCUUCCUCGGGUGCUGGCCGGAUGGUAAAUACAGACAGGCUCCUCCAGCCAAAUUACAAUGGAAAGGCUUACGUUUAUACUGAUGUUCCAAACAGUCAUAUGAUGAACAACAUCCCACUCUACAAUCCACAAAGAAUUGAGAUGAGAAGCCCUCAGCUGCACGCAGGACGGGCGGAGAUGAUCAAAGAAAAUGGGCUUCAAGGCAGUGUCAUCAGUAGCAGAGCCUUUCUGUCUGUGAGACCAGAGGUCCUUUCUGCAGCUAGAUGGAAUACUGCAGCAAUUCCACCAGGCUGUGCUGUGGAGAGUUUGAGGGAAGGAAAUCGAUCACAGGGUUCGGCAGGUCAGGAACCAUGUCAAGAAGAGCAAUAUGAGGGCGAGUCUUGUCCAUCGAUCACUCAGAUAUUCAGCAUGGCAGACAGUGACCCCACCAUCCAAGGCAUCGACAUCAAUCAUGAACUGAUGCCGCUCCUGAAAUCUCUUCGUAGCAUGGUGCUUCCCGUCCUCUGGUUCUGCGUUGUGGUGGAAGGGCCUCGGUUACAGCUGAUGCAGUGCUCCAAGCGCUCCACUAUGGCAGACACCAUAGUUCAUAUUGAGCCCAGUUUCCACUACCACAUCAGCGUCCAGGGACAACCCCUGCUGCCCACCCACAAACUCUACGACAGCCACCCGUCUCGUCUCACCACAACAGAAGAGGUUGUUGCCCUCCUCGAGGAGCUGGAAAGGUACUCUGUCUGCCAGGGCUCGGGGCACAAAGAUUCAGCAAAAGCGCCAGAGCCUGUGCUUCCCGAGCGGGCGGCUACCUGUGACUUCCUCAUUUUCCCAGAGGCAGAAUGCUGUGAAAAAUGCAAAACUCCACAAAAGGUAUAGAGAGACUAUUCAGCACAUGGAGAUUGGUAUUUAAGUAAUACAUCUCUUAUUCCAGCCCACAUGCUAGAUUAGAUUUCUCCCUACUCUAAUGUAAAAAUAUUAGAGCACCGUUUUGAUUUGUUUUCUCAAAGAGAUGCCACCAUUACAUUGACUGCUGAAUUAAUUUUUGGUUACUUUAAUCCACAAAUCGUGACUGACAUUACUUCCCACAUUAUUGAGUGACCACUAAACAUAAAGAUGUUUUUUGACCCUAGAGAAUGUGACACACAUUUUGGUACCCGCUCUGGCUAAGGAUGCACAUUGAAUCCUGGUCAUAUAAAUAGAGGCAGUGAAUGGGGAUGUUUUACACAAUUAAACCUUGAUCAGUUUAACUGUACAUCUUGCCUUGCACUAAAGCUAUAAUAGUGCUUCACAUCCAUUUAGGUUUAAUUCCUCACACCAAUGAUAUCCGUACAUGUUUGAAUGCUUAUGUACUUCUCAGGGGGGAUUUUUCAGAAUGCAUUAAUCAUGUGGAAGAUCCAUGUUUGUUAAAAGAUUUAAUAUUUGCUGUAUGAUAUGGGGUGAGGCUGCUCUCUUGUUUUGGAUUGACAAUUUUGUACAUAGUGCAAGUGGUGGCAGAGAAAUGAAAUCAAAUAUAGUGAGAAUGUUUUUAUAAACAUGUCUUUUGCUUUCCAGAAUUUCUGUUUUCUUUAUUAUAAAACACUCUGGAUUUGUUUGUAUGUGCUUUCAUAUGAAUAAUCUGAAUUCCGUUUAUUUAAUAAAUCAUAUUAUCUGUUGGAUAA